UAAACCCUAACUUUUUUCUCCUCCUCCCUUUUUACCCCUAACUUCCUUAUCUCGCUUAUCGUCGGACGUCGAUCUAAACUCCCCUCUCAUAGCUCCUCUCAAUUAUUGAACUUGUCGAGUCUCCAACCGCCAAGUUGAGAGAUGGGUUCCAGGUCGAGGAACGAUAACGAUGGCGCAAGCCCAGGGAAGAUUUUCAUAGGAGGAUUGGCGAAAGAUACCACUUACGUUACUUUCAACAAGCACUUUGGACAGUAUGGGGAGAUAACUGACUCGGUCAUCAUGAAAGAUCGUCACACUGGUCAGCCUAGAGGUUUUGGAUUCAUAACCUAUGCUGAUCCUUCAGUUGUCGACAAGGUCAUGGAGGACUCCCAUGUCCUCAAUGGAAAGCAGGUAGAUUUCCAAAAUAUUGUGCAGGUUGAGAUAAAGAGAACUAUCCCUAAAGGAUCUGGGCAGUCGAAAGAUUUUAAGACCAAAAAAAUAUUUGUCGGCGGCAUUCCAUCUUCUGUCACAGAAGAUGAGUUCCAGGAGUUCUUUUCCCAGCAUGGAACAGUUGUAGAGCAUCAAAUUAUACGUGAUCAUGAAACAAAUCGUUCACGAGGAUUUGGGUUUAUAAUUUUUGACUGUGAAGAAGUAGUAGAUGAACUGUUAUCAAAAGGAAAUAUGAUUGAUAUGGCUGGUACCCAGGUGGAGAUCAAGAAAGCUGAACCCAAGAAACCCUCAAACCUACCACCACCUGGUCCUGCAUAUGGUAGCAACUCUAGGAGUCGUUCAUUCAAUGACGGCUUUGCUGCUGGUGGAUACUCCAGCCCCUAUGGGGGUUUUGAUGGAGAGUUUGGCCCCGGACCUUAUAGAACACCUGGGGGUAUGGGUAGUAGGCUUGGCGGUGGUGGAUAUGGCUAUGGUAAUGGGGGUCCAGAAUAUGGUGGUGGUGGUUAUGGUAACUUUGGAGGUAGUGGCAUUGGAGGUUACCGAGGUGAACCCUCACUUGGGUAUUCAGGUCGUUUUGGACCUUAUGGCGAUGGCUUUAGUGGAGGCUAUGGCGGCGGUAGUGGGUUAGGAGGGUACGGUCGAGGGGGUGAUGGGUAUGGCGGUUAUGGAAGUGCUGGUGAAUCUGGUCCAGGUCCUAGCUAUGGAGGAGGAGCAGGUGGUGGUGGUGGUGGUCUGUAUGGCCGGGGAGGCUAUAGUGGCAGUAGUCGUUAUCAUCCUUAUGCGAGAUAGAAGGGCAUUUCGAUGCAGUUGCUUAAGCUUUUGCAUAGACGCGUAUGUUAUCCACCAGGAUCCUCUCUAGUUUAAAAAAAGUCUCAAGCAAAGGGUAGGCAACAAUUCCCUACAUGCUCUAGAAGUCUCUCCUCCGAAGCUUUCAGGACCAGAAUCCAGUUUGAUUACAACUCUUAUUCUGCUGUAUUCUUUUCUCUAGAAAGACUUGAUAGUUACUUACUGCCCUUAUGCUGAACUAUUUCUAGCUGGUUUUCUAUGAAGAUGGUGCUGUAGACUGUAGCAAACCUUGGGGUUAAGCGUGUUGGUUCCUCUCUUAGUGCAGUUUUCCCAGAUAGAAUUGUGUUCGUGUAUGUAGUAUCAUAGUAUGUAGUAUGUGUUAUUGCUCAUCUGUUUUUCAGAUAUUACUUGUUUAGCUAGCUGUUGGGACCUUCUAUGCUGAUAUUAUUUCUUGGUGUUAGUUCUGUGUGUAAUGGAGGUAUAUCGGUAUAGAUGCCUCAGUAGAGGCUGUUUAGCUUCAGCUGGUUUGAUAUCGUUGCAACUUGCAAAUUAGGUAUAGAGGCCUCAGUAGUGGGUGUUCGCCCUUCGCAAACUGUUAAAAACAAUAAUGGAGUCGAUCAUUUAUACCAGUGAUUUAGCUGAUAGACAACAAUAUUGUGCUCUCUUAUGUCUUGAUUUCCCUAGCAAUUCCUUGAAUAAUUCUUUUGUUAAUCUAUUACCAUAUAGUGGAAUGUACAAUUUCGGGAUCUA
Molecule: messenger RNA, 1965 nt
Organism: Linum tenue
Lineage: Eukaryota; Viridiplantae; Streptophyta; Magnoliopsida; Malpighiales; Linaceae
Source: the annotation of a GenBank genome assembly